GGGGGGCGGAAGGGUGGGAUUUAGACUGAAAAGAAGAAACCGCUGGCUGUGACAGCGACCGUUGCUUCCUCCCCCCUCCAUCAUCAUCAUCAUCAUCAUCAUCACCCGCCUCACCAGCAACAGCAGCUUCAGAUUCAUCGGCGGCAGAAGCAAAGGCAGAGUUGGUUAAACAGUUUGUAGAGGAAGAAGAAAAAAACAAGUAGUCUUGAAGAGAAGCUCCGCUUCAGGGGGAGGGAACAUGGGGGAAUGGGAGCUGCAGAUGGGCAAGUGCAAGGAUGAGGAAUUCCGACCAAAUCUGCUUUUAUGACACAGACCUCUGCUUCAUCCAGCAUCAUUAGGAAUUCAUUCAAGAACACCAGAUAACACUAUUUAAAUACCUCAUACAUCAUGGAUGCAGCUUCAGCCUCCCUGCAGUUUGGAUCAAAGAAGCGGGUCAAAAUUCACCCAAACACAGUCACAGUAAAAUAUGCCACUCACUUCCCCCAGCCUGGUGACGAAGGGUACGACGAUGCACCCUCCUUUGAGGAUUUCGGUUCUUUUGCAGAGGCAAACAUUGGAAAGAGACUGGUGUCUGAUGCCAAAGGCAGCAGGACUUUCUUUGGAACCAUGGAGACUCAGCCUAAGCAGCCAAGUGUGCAAAGAGACAAAGGGGUCGAGGGUCAGCUGGCCAGCUUUGGCGAAGCUAAUGUGUUGGCCUCCAGAGUGACCUGGAUGGCCUUGUUUGGGGCAGCAGCAGCUCAUGGAUGUGUGGCGCUAAUCACCCGAUUGGCGGCAGAUCGCUCUAAGGUUCCCUCUCUCGAGCUGCUCUUCAUCCGCUCUGUGAUCCAAGUGUUGUCAAUCCUGGUGGUCCUCUACUACCACGAGGCACCCUUCGGCCCCAAGGGUUACCGGCUCCGUCUCUUCUUCUAUGGUGUGUGCAACGUCAUUUCUAUCACUUGCGCCUACACGUCCUUUGCCAUUGUACCCCCCAGCAAUGGUACCAUCAUGUGGCGAGCAUCCACCACUGUCUUCAGUGCCAUACUGGCUUUCCUGCUGCUGGAUGAGAGGCUGAGCUACACCGACGUGGUUACGGUGGUGGGAAGUGUGUUCGGCCUGUGUCUGGUCAUGGUGCCGAAUGUAGCAGAUGAGGAGAAGUCCAGGCUGGGGUUUUGGAAGGAGGCAUUUGGCUAUACAAUGACAGUUAUGGCAGGCUUGACCGCCGCCCUCUCCAUGAUUGUCUACCGAGCCAUCAAGGAGCGCGUCAGCAUGUGGACAGCACUCUUUACCUUCGGCUGGACAGGCACUGUCUGGGGUGCCUCCACCAUGUUCAUAAUGCAGGAGCCUAUUAUUCCCCUGGAUGGGGAGACCUGGGGCUAUUUAAUUGGGAUCUGCAUCUGCUCCACGGUAGCGUUCCUUGGAGUCUACUAUGCUCUAAACAAGUUCCAUCCAGCCUUAGUUAGCACCGUGCAGCACCUAGAGAUCGUGGUUUCAAUGAUUUUGCAGCUGAUCGUGCUGAGGAUGAUCCCCUCAGUGUACGAUGUGAUCGGAGGCCUUGUCAUCAUGGUCAGCGUGUUCACUUUGACCGGAGUCAAGCUGUACAGAGUGAGCAGGGCCAUUCGACAGGAUUACCAAGAAAUCCUAGACUCGCCUAUCAAAUGAAUCUGUCAGUCUAUCCGUUUACAGUGUCGCUUGGUUGUGCAAUCAAAAGAAUGUCUGAAUCUUCAUCUGAUGAUUUUUGUAUUGUUGUGCUGUGAACAGAGUGCCAGUUUGUGUAACUAAAGUCUUAAUAUUUACGUGUGAAAUAAAAGACAAUUGUAAUAUUGUGA
Molecule: messenger RNA, 1805 nt
Organism: Poecilia latipinna (sailfin molly)
Lineage: Eukaryota; Metazoa; Chordata; Actinopteri; Cyprinodontiformes; Poeciliidae
Gene: slc35g2b
Product: solute carrier family 35 member G2b
Exons: 2
Coding region: 388-1638 (416 amino acids)
Cellular component (GO): membrane
Source: RefSeq, a predicted model, not a curated record